Molecule: messenger RNA, 668 nt
Organism: Mercenaria mercenaria
Lineage: Eukaryota; Metazoa; Mollusca; Bivalvia; Venerida; Veneridae
Exons: 5
Coding region: 1-564 (187 amino acids)
Source: RefSeq, a predicted model, not a curated record
AUGAUUCAUGUUCUUGUAUUUUUCAGGUGUACAUGUGUUGACACAAGAAAACUAGACUGUAAGUUUGACAUGGAUAUGGAUAAUAUUUCCGGGAAAAAGAGUUCACAUAAACACACACUAGCCAUGGGUAAUGAAAGCAUUGAGAACGACGAGCCUAAAUUCGGAACUGACUGGGAAUAUUUCGAAGAAAAGUUUGACGUAAGAGACACAAUUGAAAGAUUUGAAAGAUGUUCCAGCAUGUUCACCGAAGGAGAAACAGCGGGCCACUCGCCGAAAUUUGGAGCGGACUGGGAACAGUUCAGUGGCGAUAUAAAGAAAACAGACGCUCGGCAGACAGAAAAUACAGACGAUAAAGAAAUAAAUGAGACAGACACUGUGUUUGAUUCACAAAAGUUUGCAAUAAACGAAUGGGAGAGACUUGAGAAAGUGUUUGCGAAAACAGGAACACAAAAAGAAAAGCAUUCAACAAAUGACCAAACCAAAGCUGAAGAAGAAUCGAUUUCAAACAGGACAAACUCAUUUGAAGAUUUUUCUACCCUCAGGUAUUUAUUUGUUGUUGUUUAAUAUCACAUUUACUGGUUAUAUAAACAAUUGAAUUGUUUUCAAUACUUUUUUGUAUAAAUGCAGUCUAGUUAUGUCAAAUACUUUCAAGUUAUUUUUAAUAGUAU